Exaiptasia diaphana is the source of this 2302-nucleotide messenger RNA. Its product is annotated as aquaporin-3. Gene Ontology annotation, cellular component: plasma membrane; basolateral plasma membrane. The record is from RefSeq and is a predicted model, not a curated record. Gene Ontology annotation, molecular function: water channel activity; glycerol channel activity. Gene Ontology annotation, biological process: glycerol transmembrane transport; water transport. NCBI's taxonomy places the organism in Eukaryota, Metazoa, Cnidaria, Anthozoa, Actiniaria, Aiptasiidae.
AUGAACUGCAAUAAGAUAAAAGGCCGUUUGCCUCCUCUUGCCCGAGAAGCACUUGCAGAAUUCAUUGCCACAUUCAUUCUCCUUUUUCAGGAGCCCAUAUGAACCCAGCCGUCACGCUAGCUUUUGCAGUGACACGUCGGUUACCAUGGAAGAAAGUACCCGUUUACAUUCUGGCUCAGAUGGGUGGGGCUUUCAUAGCAUCUGCCGUUCUAUAUGGAGUCUAUUAUGAUGCUCUCAAUGCCUUUGAUGGUGGUGUCAGGCAAGUUCUUGGACCGCAAGGAACGGCGGGAAUCUGGGCGACCUAUCCUUCAGAUUUCCUGUCUACAGGAGCUGGAUUUGCCGAUCAGGUUUUGGGUACCGCUCUUCUUGUUGGAAGUGUGUUCGCCAUUGUUGACAAGUUCAAUGUCGGCCCAGAUAAGACCAUCGCUCCGGUUCUCAUCGGUCUCGUUGUGUUCGUUAUUGGAGCCACCUUUGGAUUUAACUGUGGUUAUGCGAUCAACCCAGCCAGGGAUCUGGCGCCUAGGAUUUUCACAGCGAUGGCUGGUUGGGGAUCAGAAGUCUUCACUGCUGCCAAUAGCUGGGCUUGGGUCCCUGUGAUUGCCUGCCCAAUUGGAGGAAUCAUCGGUGCCUAUACCUAUAUCUUAUUCAUCGAAUUGCACUACCCAAAACAAGGAGGCGAAGAAGAAGACGAUGAGGUUGAAAAUGGGAACAACGAACAGCAGCGUCGACUUGUCGACCCUACCCCAGAGCAAGAAGGCAAAGAAAAAAGGAGCGAGAGCUCUAUGUAAAGGAAUCGUUGAACUUUAAAUUAGUUUUUUGGAAUUAUCUGCACUUCGUAGAGGGUGUUAAAUUCGCCCCACAUGAAUCCGAGGAUCUUUGCACGAUUUUUUCGCAUACAGAAGAUUGAAAACUUAAUCCGUUCACAUCUUGUGCAAUUUUUAUUCUGUUGUUGUUAAUCAGUUGUUAUUUUCCACGACUAUAAUCGCGCCUUCUUGUGGGAUGGAUUUUUAACCAAUAGCAAGGCAACUUUCAAAAACAGAUCUUUAAAAMAAAAAAAUAUUCGCAAAGGAUCUCGGGUGCAAGUGGAGCUUUAAUGGGAACGUAAACCACGAUGCUUAGACAUAUAUCAGCACUUAAGAGCUAUGAUACAUACUCUAUAUAGUAACGACCAGUCUUUCUAAGUAAUUGAACUUCUUCUUUAAAGUAUCUUCUGUUAGGAAAAUGUGUUGAGCGACGCCAUUUUGUGCAACAAGGCAUGAUGGGAUUAGUAGUCCUCGUACUUUCUCAUGUCAGCUAAAACAGUCUUUCUAAGCGUUUUUUUUUGUUUUCUUUGCAAGGUAGUUGUACCUUUUCUUGAGAAAACGGCUGUCAUGUAAACUUUUUAGUCAUUUAAAAAGCGCGAGGAAUGCAGCUUCCAUCUUGCUGUGUCGAACAAAAUUGCGUCGCUGCACAUAGCCAAUCUCAUCCAGUAUUUGUAGCCYAUAAAGAAAACUGGAAUUGAUUACAUUUGUAGAUCGAAACUUGUUUAUUGUAAACGACAAAAAAUCGAUGUUCUUACUAUGUAAAAUGUAUACAAAAACCUUGCAAAAUAGCGUAUGAAUUGAAAUUUACAGAGCAGGAUUGGACCAAGUUUCCGUGGAAGAGAAUUUUGACGCGUUUACUUUUGGAAUUUUUUGCACUGAUCACUCAUUAAAUUCUCUUUAAUUACUGUUUGCUCAUCUAAGUAAAUUUAGAUUUUAUGCUUUUUGUUUAGGUAGAAUGAAAUGUGUGAAAAUACAGAUCUGUGUCCUUAUUCAACAUCGUAAAAAUGUGAGAGUCGUCAUGGUUGUUUUUGUUUUCUUCUUUUCGGCUGUUUUAUGACCGGUUUGACGGGUUUUCAUGUAGAAAAACCUCAGGCGUUUUUUAGGAGAGUCUUGACAUUCAUAAAAAGAACACAUAGAUGAUUUAUUUCCACCUAAAAAGCCAUGAUACUGGCACUCAAUGAGGUUUUGUUUUAGAUUUUUCAAUGAAACAAUGAGAUGACUUGGAAUAUCCAUUCGCAAUCCGUUUCCAUCUAUCGGUUUUGAGGUCGUAUCUUAUAAUAUCUCCAUUCAUUGAGCAUAAAGGGAUAAUAAAGCUUAAUCUUUUCUUAUAUUACCUUGUAUCUUUAUUUCAAACACACAAAAGAUCUUGAGAGACUGCUGGUUGGCAACGGCGCUUAGACUGAUGAAAAUAUAAUGCUAACGUUUAUGUUAUUAUUCAAAGAAUGAUUUUAUUGCUUGUAAUAUUGAAACAUUAAAACUGUGCACAUAGCUUCCCUAUA